This is a messenger RNA of Equus caballus (horse), 7905 nucleotides long. The record is from RefSeq and is a predicted model, not a curated record. Lineage: Eukaryota; Metazoa; Chordata; Mammalia; Perissodactyla; Equidae.
CUAAAAAUGGUACAUUUUCUCAAUUUAACAUACCAAAUGAGUUACUUGAUUAGUGUUAAUGAUACAAAAAGAUGUCAGAAGGGGCUGGCCUGGUGGAGUGGUGGUUAAGUUUAUGCACUGUGCUUCCAUAGCCCAGGUUUGAGAUUCAGAUCCUGGGAGGAGACCUAGCAGCACUCAUCAAGCCACGCCGUGGUGGCAUCCUACAUAAAAUAGACGAUGAUUGGCACCGAUCUUAACUCAGUGACAAUCUUCUUCAAGCAAAAAGCGGAACAUUAACAACAGAUGUUAAUUCAGGGACAAUUUUCCUCACACACACACACACACACACAUACACACAUAAGAUUUCAGAAGAAGCAGUAUGAUAGCAAGAUCCUGAGACCCAUGAGGGAAAGAAGUUAGAGCAAGAGAGUCUCUGUGGUUGCUCUGCCCUCCUAUGGACAGUAAAGCUGCACCCACCUUAUUCAGGUAUGUGGAAGACAUCAAUCAAAUAUCUUUUCUCAACCUGACUUCUGUUCACGUGACCCAAUCUUACUUUGUCAAAAUCAACUAGGAGAUUAUCUCCUCUGCUACAUAUCCUUGUCCCACCUCAGCCAUAAGUCCAUGUUAGACACCUGUCUUCUGAACUCACAUCGUACACCUCUAUCAUGCCUGUUAUCACAGGGAUUUAGAAUUGAUUUGCUACUUUUCUUUUUCUGUCUUUAAUUAGCUAGACUUACAAGGAGUUCAUAUUGAAUGCUCUUAGAUGACUACCUGGGAAAAUAAACAUAGCAAAACUUCAGUUUUCCAUUCUAUUGGGAAAACCGACUCUUUCCAUUUCACAUCAGUAAUUUGUGGCUUCACCAUACUUAGAGAAACAGUUUUACUGCACUCACACAAGAAAAAAAUUCUGUCUGUGUCCUUAUUGUUUGGAAUUUUACGUAGUAAUUGACUUUUAAUAUCUUUUUUUCUUGUAUUUAGCUUUCACUUAUGGGAUAUUUUGAGUUUGUGUUCUCAUGAGCUCUGAUGACAGAAGAAUGUGUGAGGUGCCAUCACUUGACUCCUAUGUCAGCCGACCUACCUGGGAGUUCUCUUAGUCAGACACUGCUCAUGUUCCCAUAUCUAUCUCCCUCAGAUGGGACACUGCUUAGGGAGAGGUUGUGUCAUCCUCCACGUGAGAGGACUCUAGCUCCUCUGAACAUUGCCCUUCAGGGUGCAUUCUGUAGCAGAUGUUUUGACAUUAGCUCCUUGUGUCCCUGCUGUGAAAAUAAAUUCCAUAUCCCUAUGGCAGAAAGCAUGCUCUGCUCUUCCCUCCUCUAUAGGUUCUUGACACCUCUCAGUAUAGCUUGGAUCUUGAAUGGAAUGAAAAAUGGUGGAGGCCCCACCCCCAUGUUUGGAUGAGUCAUAACACAGCAUGAGUCAUAAACAGGGGUAGACAUUAUCAUGUAAUAUCUACCUGGUAUAACGACUAUCUAAGAUCUUGCUAUUCAUCAGUGCCUGAUCUGGGUCAUAGUGUUUGCAGCCAAGGGCUAACUGGAAAUGGCCUUUUGGUUAUUUUCAAUAUCUACCAUUAACUGUAUUACACUUCUGGUUCAUAUUCAGCCUCAGUCUUUAUCAAUUACCCUUCAUGGAUGAUGACCAUGCCACAGAUAGACACUUUCAGUAGGUCUAAGUUUAUUUCCAUGCAGUCUUUACUUUUGUCUCCCUUGUGCAGAAGAAAGGGAAAACUUACUUGUCUCAUGGAGAUCUUUCUUUUACCACCUAACUUGGGCAACUGUCAAGACAUUAAUACCUACUGAGAUGUGCCUUUUCUUUGUUUAUUGCUUCUUGGCCUCAUUUGUCUGAAGCUCCUGACAGAAUUCCUCAUCAUAGACUGUGGCCACAGAGCCAUAGUUGAGUCCAGGUCAGAAUGUAAACAUCACUGUGCCUCCACUCUGUGAUCCCCCCUCUGACUGACCACCAGCAGCAGUUUGCAAUCUGGAUGGCCAUUUCCAUCCAUGUGACCUAAUAAGACAUAAACUGCCAGUAUCAAUUAGCUUAGCUGGGGGAUAUAGGACAAGAGACACAGCAUGCAGCGUGCCUGCAUCCGUUGACUCUCAGCGAUGAAUGUUACAGUGGCACAGGAAAUACCUUAUCCUGGUCAUCUCAAGUUUUUAAGAAGCCAGACUAGGUGAAUGUGUAGAAAACUACCAUAUUUUAGAUAAGCCUAGUGCUACAGAGAACUCAUUACCUUCGGAAAGCCCAUUAUCAUAGCUUCCAGGGGCCUAAAUAAGACACAUUGUGAUUAUAAGUGUGACAUUCCUCUUGUGAAAAAUGAGGUCCGUGCUUCCCAACUGGAAUUUUAAUGUCAAUUUAAACGCUUUCCACUUCAAAUAUACUUUAUACAUAAGGCCAUUUUUACUAUUCAGGCAGCUGAACUUCCACUUUCUUGUAACCCAGUAACCAGUAGUUUUCCCCAGAAAAAAAAUCAAAGAGCAAAAACUUAAUAGGAGAAGAGUAAGCCAAUAUCAUCUUUACAGGAAGAAAGAGCUCAGCUCUGCUGCUCACUCUUUGUUCCCACUUAUCCAGUAUAACUCCCCGUCCCAUCCUUCUACGUCAUCUUGUCUCUCACUCUCGCCUGCUGCUCUCCAUUACUUUCAUCACCUUGUCCCUCAAGCUAUCACCAUCUCUCCCCUGAGCAACUGUGCAUGCAUCCUAACUGAUCUUCCCAAUUCCACUCUGGAUCCAUCCAACAUUUCACAGCUCAAGUGCAGAGCUAAAUAUGUCCCCACUCUUCUCUGAUGGGAAAACAUUGAUAAUUUCUACUUUCUCUUGGAAAACAGUCCCUCAAAGUUACGUAAUUUGGGAAGUGUCAUAUUUUAUGGUCACUACAGGCUCACAUGAUGCGAAAGGCCCAGCAGUUUUCUGUACACCAGCCACACUGGCAUUUGGAAACUCAUACAAGAUGAUGUGUCUUCCAUGAACACGUCAUCUCUUCCACCUAAUACAUUUUGUCCUUUCUUCUCCCAUAUUUCCUUCAUCUUCUUAUGAUUUCACGUCUGAAUUCUUGGAUAACCCUCCAUUUCUCCACAUUAUGUUGAUUUGCCAACAACAUGGACAUCUCUCUAGCAGUGGUUUACACAUCUUUUCUUUCGACACAUGAUAGUGAAUAUUUAAUUAACUGUUACUUUCCUUGUGAAUGUCAAGUGCCUAGAGGUUUAAAUUUUCUGUUUAGGCUGUUGUGUUUCUAGAUAAUGGUCAAGUUGGUAGCAUAAUUCAUCAUCAAUGAUAAUUGUUGAAUUAUCUUUCCAAGUAUUUUGAAACAUCUUUCUCAAGAUUCAUAUUCACUUCAUCUGUGCUUCCCUUUCUCCAGGUAUAAGAUGUGUGAGACCCUAUGAGUAUAUCCAUACCACCUUCCUCUGUACCAUCCACAUAAAACACAUCCUUAGUCUCUUAUCAAUGACCUUGGCAUGUUUCCAGGCUAAGGUGGCAUCCCACCAUUUACAAAAACAAAACUCCCCAGAACUUGUCAAUGGAUGUGGAUCGCUUCACUUCCACACCCCAUUGCUCUCGAUAUUAAUUGGAUAGAUGAAGUUUCUUCGGUUUGUUUUGAGUAAUUCUGUAGGUUAGGAGGGGAAAGGCCUUUAAAGGACCCUAAAUACAUUGUUUCAUCUCAACUAUGUUUAUGGAUGAUAAACAAGGUUUGUAAAUCACUUAUUAUCUCUAUUUACACAUCUGAUAAAGGGUUUGCUCUUACCGUCUAUGAACACAGAUUGUCAGAUGUUAUGUCACAGUAAAGAGAAAUCAUUGCAAACAAACAGCAAGUGAGAACAAUGGUUACACUGUAAAUAAGUUAGAGCAGAUCCUUCUGAUCAGAGAACAUGUAGGGAGGGAGAUCACUGAAGUAUAAGAGGAUGUCAUACUGAAAUCAGGGCAGCAUGCCUUGCUGAGAGAAGAGCAAGUGUAAAAGCCCAGAGGCAUAAGUGGUUCAGUGCUUUUAACACUGAGGAUGUGCUUUUGGCAUAGGAAAGAAAAGUAGGGUAGACAGUGGGUCACACGUGGGUCUCAGUAGAAAACACCUCGGGUCAUGCUUCCUUCCAUGAAAGAAAAGGGAAAUAUCAGUCAUUGCACAAAUAAGGACGGGUUUUACAGGGGUCAUGAACUGGAAGUUAAGUGUUUGAGAUUAUUAUGAAAAAUUCCUUUUACCAGAUCAUCAAUCUUCUUCCCCUGUUUCACCACUUUCCCUUUUUUGUCCUUUGAUAUAUGUCUUGGCUUGUCCUUCAUUUCUACACAAUUGGUAUAAUUUUACUACUUCCUUUCUUAGUCUGCCCCCCUUUACCUUCCCAAUCAUACAGGGAUCUGUGCAUAGGAGGAGUCUCAGAAGUUAGGACAGGUAGGACAGAGGAACAGCUGUGAUGGCUUCAGGAAUCUUGGUGGGCAUAAAGGAGGAGGUGACCUGCCCCAUCUGCCUGGAGCUCCUGACAAAACCCCUGAGCCUAGACUGUGGCCACAACUUCUGUCAAGCCUGCAUCACUGCAAACAAAGACUCCAGGAUUGACCAAGGAGCAGAGAGAAGGUGCCCUGUGUGCCAAAUCCCUUACAAGCCUGGGAACCUGAAGCCUAAUCGGCCCAUGGCCAACAUAGUGGAGAGGCUCAGGGAGGUCAAGUUGAGGCCAGAAGAGGAGCAGAAAAGAGAUCUUUGUGUACGUCAUGAAGAGAAACUCCUGCUCUUCUGUAAGGAGGAUGGGAAGGUCAUUUGCCGGCUUUGUGAGCGCUCUCAGGAACACCGUGACCACCAAACAUUCCUCGUAGAGGAGGUUGUGCAGGAGUACCAGGAGAAGCUCCAGGCUGCUCUAGAGAGGAUGAGGAAGGAGCAGCAGGAAGUUGAGAUGUUGGAAGCUAAUGUGAGAGAGGAGACAGCUUCCUGGAAGAAUCAAAUAGAAAGUGAGACACAACGUAUCCAGGCAGGGUUUAAACAACUGAGAGGUAUCCUGGACGAUGAGGAGCAGAAGGAGCUACUAAAGCUGAAGAAUGAGACAGGAGACGUUCUACACAACCUGGCAGAGGCUGAGAAUGAGCUGGUGGAGCAGAGGCAGUUGGUGAGCUCUGUCAUCUCAGAUCUGGAGCAUCGCUUGCAGGGGUCAGCACUGGAGAUGCUGCAGGAUGUAAAUGGCAUCCUGCAAAGGCUCUUCAGUGAAGAGUAUUUCAGUGCAUCAAUGGAUGAAAGGAGUGAAACCUGGACCUUGAAAGAACCAAAAAUGGUUUCCAGGAAAACGAAGUGUGCAUUCCGAGUUCCAGAUCUGAGCGGGAUGCUGCAAGUGUUUAAAGAGCUCACAGAGGCCCAAUGCUACUGGGUGAACGUGACGCUGAGACCAACUAGCUCUAGUAACAUUGUUAUAUCUGCGGAUCAGAGACGAGUGAGAAUUAUGCAACCUGUUACAUCUGGGGAUACAGGUUCAUAUGAUUUUUCUGUUUUUGAUGCCGUGGGCCUCCAAAGUUUCUCCUCAGGGAAAUUUUAUUGGGAAGUAGAUGUGUCUAAAAAGAUUGCCUGGAUCCUGGGGGUAUGCAAUCAUAAAUUUUACCACGCAAGAAGAUUAUUUUAUCAGUUGAAGCUCAGAAAAGAAAAUCGUCUAAAAGUUUACUCCAAAUUCAGACCUCGAGCUGGCUGCUGGGUUAUAGGAUUACAGGAUGAAUCUGCGUACAAUGCCUUUGAGGACUCUUCCACCUCUGGUUACCAUGUCUUGACUCUUUCCGUGCCUGUUCCUCCCCAUCGUGUUGGGGUUUUCCUAGACUAUGAAGGAGGCAGUGUCUCAUUUUUCAAUGUCACAAACCAUGGGUCUCUCAUCUACAAGUUCUCUAAAUGUUGCUUUUCUCAGGCUGUUUGUCCAUAUUUCAAUCCUUGGAACUGUCCACGCCCCAUCAUCCUGUGCCCACCGAGCUCCUGAACAUUCUUCAUCUCUCACCCACCUCUGCUGAGUGCCCUUGUCCGGGUGCUCAUCUCCUGCCCCUGACUUGAUUUGCACCAUUUUGACUGCCUCUUCCUUUUUUCCCCAUUCAUUUGUUUAGAAUGUCUUUGUCAGCUAGGGCUACCUGACAAAGUAUCAGAGACUGGGUGACUUAAAUAAUGGCAGUUUAUUUUCUCCCGGUUCUGAAGGCUAAAAGUCCAAAAUCAAGAUGUGAGCAGGAUUGGAUCUUUCUGAGUGCUGUAAUGAAGGGUUCUGUUUGUGGUUUCUCUCUCUGGCUUGUAGAUGGCUGUCUUCUCCCUGUGCCCCUUCACAUCAUCUUCUCACUGUGCAUGGCUCUAUGUCUAAAUUUCCUUUCUAUUCAUUCAUUUUCUGUGUGUGUGAGGAAGAUCGGCCUUGAGCUAACCUCUGUUGCCAAUCUUCCCCUUUUUCCUUGAGGAAGAUGGUCGCUGAUCUGACAUCUGUGCCAGUCCUCCUCUACUUUAUGUGGGAUGCCACCACGUCAUGGCUUAGCAAGUGGUUCUAGGUCUGCACCCAGGAUCCGAAUCUGCAAACCCCAGGCUGCCAAAGCAGAGCAUGCAAACUUAACCACUAUGCCAUGGGGCCAGCCCCUAAAUUCCUUUUGUAUACGGACACCAGACAUCCUGGAAUGGGACCAUCUUGAUGACAUUAUUUUAAUUUAGUUACCUCUAUAACAACCCCAUCUCCAAAUUUGGUCACAUUCUGAAGUAUUAGGGGUUAGGACUACAACAUAUGAAUUUGAGGGAACACAAUGCAAUGCAUAACAGUCUGAACAAUUCCUUACUAUAAAGUGAAAGCUUGAAACUUUUCUUCCUAAUAUCUUUUUUUCCAUGAGGAGAGAAUACUUUUUUUUCUUGUAUUUGCAAGGGAAACACAUCUAAUCCCUCCUAUAGAAAGAAUAGUAUUGCUGUUACUCAUCUGACAUUUCUUUUCUUCCUCAUUCACUCUACUGCUUAACAAAUUAGCAAAGGAAUACUUGUCAGCCCUAUCCAUGUUAUCUAGGAGAGUUCAUGAAAUCUGUCCCUAAACAAUGAAUCCUUAAGGGUCUGUGGCUUUUAGCAAUGACACCCCAUGUUUAUCACAGAGGUAAAGCAAGAAGUACAUAAACAGAAUAUUUACCAAGAGUAGAUAUUUGGUGCUCAGUCUCUUUGCUUGCAAGUUUGCUUGCAAGUUGUUUAACCUGGAAUGAGUUACUUAACAUGUCCUCGAAUUAGAUUUCCAAAAACAGACUUGAAUCUCAAAGAAUCUUUUGGCCCAGGUGCGAACAAUUGAUCUGUCUUUGUCAUAUACUUUGGAAGCCAGAAUGGAAAGACAACAACCUUGUGUGUAAUUUGCACACCUACGUGACAGCAUCGAGCUCUUUCCAAACACAUGAAAUUCAGAUGACUAUCAGUUUGGUGUUCAUAAAGUUGAGUGUCCAAGUGUUUGUAAUUGUUCCCUGAGAACAUGAAAUCUAAGAUGCUAUGCCGAGGGCCUCCCUACUGGGGAGCAGACCGUGAAGAUCUUGGUCUUUAGACAGUAUUCCCACACUUGAUAUGUUUCAAACACCCAGUAACCAGGUUCUGCAACGUCAUUUUCUGGUCACGUCCUUGAGAAGCCACAUCUGUGCAGUUGCCUUUCCAUACAUUAAUCUUUUUUAAAUAACAAUAUCUUGUUUUACCUGUUAAAUCUAUUCUUUCAUAUAAUUUCACAUCAUUUCUGGGAAGUAGGGAGGGAUAGGCUAAUGAUAUUAUUUUGAAAGUAAGAAUCUGUUCCUGAGAGGUCAAGAUCUUUCCAAGGUCACACAGAGGGUAAAUGAGAAGGUGGACAUGAGCACAGUUCUUCUGGCUCCCAGGUCGGCACUCUACUAUCUCCUUUCUCAGAGCUUUCAGGGAAGAAGGUUCAAAUGAAUCAGUGGGUGAAAAGAUAGAAAGUUAAUGGUUUUGGAGGGACAAAAUGUCAGAGUUGUGUGGGUCAAUUUUUGUCU